Agrilus planipennis (emerald ash borer) is the source of this 3310-nucleotide messenger RNA. It is a transcript of the gene Nc73EF, whose product is annotated as 2-oxoglutarate dehydrogenase, mitochondrial. Bases 32 to 3091 code for a protein of 1019 amino acids. Gene Ontology annotation, biological process: tricarboxylic acid cycle. Gene Ontology annotation, molecular function: thiamine pyrophosphate binding; oxoglutarate dehydrogenase (succinyl-transferring) activity. The record is from RefSeq and is a predicted model, not a curated record. Lineage: Eukaryota; Metazoa; Arthropoda; Insecta; Coleoptera; Buprestidae. Gene Ontology annotation, cellular component: oxoglutarate dehydrogenase complex; mitochondrion. The transcript has 12 exons.
UUACAAUAAUGAUUUGGUUUCAGCAGUCAUCAUGUUGAAAGCCCGCUGUUUAAUAUCGAAUUUGUCUGGCGGUAAGGGGGCACGUUUCGCAGGGUGGCUUCUAUCCAAAAAUGUGGCACCCGUUAUCUGUGCCAGUUCUACCCGUUUUUACAAUGUACCAGCCGAAGCAGAAACGUUUCUCAAUGGUAGUUCUAGCACCUAUGUCGAAGAUAUGUACAAUGCCUGGUUAAAAGACCCAUCAAGCGUACACAGUUCUUGGGACUCUUUUUUUCGAAAUUCCGCUGCUGGUGGGGUAGGGUAUCAACGGCCGCCCAGUUUAGCCCCCCCGGGAAAAAAUGAGGUGCCCAUAACGUCCUUCCUUCCAGCUCUGCAAGGCUCCAGUCUCGGCCUAACGGGAGCUCCAAAUGAGAAGGUUAUUGAUGACCACUUAGCCGUUCAAGCAAUUAUAAGGAGCUACCAGACUAGGGGUCAUUUUAUUGCAAAAGUGGAUCCCCUGGGUAUCAUGUAUCAAGAUCGUACGACAACAAUAACUGAUGCUUUGGGUGCACCUCCAAAUGAAAUAACGAGGCAAUAUUCAUUAGAGGAAACCGACAUGGACCGAAGUUUUAAAUUACCUUCGACAACAUUUAUUGGGGGUAAGGACAAAGCACUCCCCCUUCGUGAAAUUUUACGUCGUCUGGAAUUAACCUACUGUAGGCACAUAGGGGUCGAGUUUAUGUACAUUAACAGUUUAGAACAAUGCAAUUGGAUACGACAAAGACUUGAAACUCCUGGUGCCUUUGAAGUCAAUCCAGAAGAAAAACGACUUAUACUCGCCAGAUUAACCAGAGCUACUGGAUUGGAGUCGUUUUUGGCCCGAAAAUGGUCUUCAGAGAAACGUUUCGGACUUGAAGGCUGUGAGAUAUUGAUUCCGGCAAUGAAGCAGGUCAUUGAUAAGAGUACAGAAUAUGGGGUGGAAAGUAUAGUCAUGGGAAUGUCCCAUCGAGGAAGAUUGAACGUUUUGGCCAAUGUGUGUCGAAAACCCUUGAGUCAAAUAUUUACACAGUUUGCUGGAUUGGAAUCGGCAGAUGAUGGAUCUGGAGACGUUAAGUACCAUCUAGGAACAUAUAUUGAAAGAUUAAACCGUGUAACGAAUAAAAAUAUCAGAUUGGCAGUUGUGGCAAAUCCAUCCCAUUUGGAGGCGGUCGAUCCCGUUGUUCAAGGGAAAACUAGAGCAGAACAGUUUUAUAGGGGAGAUGAAAAAGGAAAAAAGGUAAUGUCCAUGUUGCUUCACGGUGAUGCAGCGUUCUGUGGCCAAGGUGUCGUCUUUGAAACCUUUCAUUUGUCAGAUUUGCCAGAUUACACCACUCAUGGUACCAUACACAUUGUUGUAAAUAAUCAAAUUGGCUUUACCACAGAUCCUAGACACUCUAGAUCUUCACCAUAUUGCACUGAUGUUGCUCGUGUUGUAAACGCUCCAAUAUUCCAUGUGAACUCUGAUGAUCCCGAAAGCGUUAUGAAAGUGUGUAACAUCGCCGCAGAAUGGAGAGCUACCUUCCACAAAGACGUGGUCAUAGAUAUUGUUUGUUAUAGACGUAAUGGCCACAACGAGAUCGACGAGCCCAUGUUCACGCAACCUCUCAUGUAUCGCAAGAUCAGGCAAACGAAACCAGUGUUAGAAAAAUACUCCGAUCAACUCAUUAGCGAAGGCGUUGUUUCAGCAGAAGAGGUCAAAGACGUUAAAGAUAAAUACGACAAAAUAUGCGAGGAAGCCCUGGAACAGGCUCGCAAAGAAACGCACAUUAAGUACAAGGACUGGCUUGAUAGCCCGUGGUCAGGAUUUUUCGAAGGAAAAGAUCCCCUUAAAGUGAGUCCCACAGGAGUCAUCGAAGACACGUUGGUACAUAUUGGUAAAAGAUUCUCGUCUCCACCUCCAAACGCAACUGAGUUUGUUAUUCACAAAGGUAUCGAACGUAUUUUGAAAGCUCGUAUGGAUUUAGUGGAAGCACGUACAGUGGAUUGGGCUUUGGGAGAGGCCAUGGCAUUUGGAUCACUCCUCAAAGAAGGAAUUCAUGUCCGAUUGUCUGGGCAAGAUGUAGAGCGUGGCACAUUCUCGCAUAGACAUCAUGUACUACAUCACCAAAAAGUGGAUAAGGCUACUUAUAGGCCCCUCUGUCAUUUAUAUCCUGAUCAGGCUCCUUACAUCGUUUGCAACAGUUCUUUAUCUGAAUAUGGCGUACUCGGUUUUGAGUUGGGAUACUCCAUGACCAACCCUAACGCUCUCGUAUGUUGGGAAGCCCAAUUUGGAGACUUUAAUAACACAGCCCAGUGUAUUAUCGACCAAUUUAUUGCUUCAGGGCAAGCCAAAUGGGUUCGCCAAAGUGGUUUAGUUCUCCUAUUGCCACAUGCACUCGAAGGAAUGGGCCCGGAACACUCCAGUGGACGUAUUGAGCGUUUCCUCCAGAUGUCCUCCGACGACCCUGAUUAUUUCCCACCUGAGAGUGAUGAAUUCGCCAUCAGACAACUUCACGACAUAAACUGGAUCGUCGCUAAUUGUUCAACGCCUGGCAAUUACUUCCACAUUUUAAGGAGACAAAUCGCAAUGCCUUUUAGAAAACCUUUAAUCCUGUUCACGCCAAAGAGUUUAUUGCGUCAUCCGGAGGCAAGGAGUAACUUCGACGAGAUGGUCGACGGCACAGAGUUCCAAAGAGUUAUCCCAGAUAAUGGACCUGCAUCUAAAAAUCCACAGUCGGUAAAGAAACUCGUAUUUUGUUCUGGAAAGGUAUACUAUGACCUUAAUGCCGAAAGAAAGAAGAGAAACUUGGAAGCAGAUGUGGCAAUAUCAAGGUUGGAACAGAUAUCUCCUUUCCCGUAUGAUCUUAUUAAAUCCGAAUGUGAAAAAUACGCAAAUGCUCAGCUCUGUUUCGCCCAAGAAGAACAUAAAAAUCAAGGCCCAUGGUCUUACGUUCAACCCCGUUUUGAUACAACUUUGAGUGCAGCCAGACCUGUAAUCUAUGCUGGAAGGCCACCAAGUGCUAGCCCUGCGACUGGUAGCAAGGCGCAACAUCUCAAAGAACAAACUAAUCUAUUCGACGACACGUUUAGCUUCUAAAACUACUGUUGUUUUUGUUUCUUGUUGAAUACUGAAGUUAAAUUUAAAUUGUACCUAUACGACUGCACUCGUUGUUAUUUUGCUCUUAUGAUGUGCAAGCAAUUCCCUUUUGAUAUGCUUACUUUAUCACAAUAGUAAACUCAUUAGAAAGAACUGAAGGAUACUGUGUUACAGAGAAUUUUUAAAGUGGUAAAUUAUUUAAGAACAAUCGAACGAAAA